Messenger RNA from Toxotes jaculatrix (banded archerfish), 2790 nucleotides. It is a transcript of the gene adra1d, whose product is annotated as adrenoceptor alpha 1D. The record is from RefSeq and is a predicted model, not a curated record. Gene Ontology annotation, biological process: adenylate cyclase-activating adrenergic receptor signaling pathway; cell-cell signaling; positive regulation of cytosolic calcium ion concentration. The transcript has 2 exons. Gene Ontology annotation, cellular component: membrane. NCBI's taxonomy places the organism in Eukaryota, Metazoa, Chordata, Actinopteri, Toxotidae. Gene Ontology annotation, molecular function: alpha1-adrenergic receptor activity. The coding region runs from base 220 to 1878 and encodes 552 amino acids.
UGGAAAAUCACGGCAUAGAAGAAAUGCGCUGAAAUGGACCUAAGUGUAUUUGAUUAUUUUUUACUAUUAUUGCAUCUAAAAAUGCUUUUGCUUCAUCCAGAAUCUAAACCUCAGUUGUUUUUUGAGUGAGGUAAAUACUUCUGUUUUUGCAGACAUUCCUCUCCUAAUAAUGCGUAUGCCUGUAGCUAAACGGACUUUUCUUUUUAUAUAUGCAUAUAUAUGUAUCCUUCGCUUGACCUGUGGCAAAUUUUGACUGCGAGGACGCCUGUUUCAUUGUCUUGCUGGAAAGAAAGACUGACAUGCGUAAGUGCCCGAAACACUGCUUUCUUUAGAAAACUUACUCCAAAGUUCUCUUUAUGGCGUUUCAAAAUGCCAGACUCUAACCUGAGGAACGAAAGCAACUAUGGGAUCUAUUUUGCUGAGGCUUUCAAUGGAUCUGUUUUGGACCCAAUAUUUCCAAACGACAGCAUCUCGACUUGUAGGAACUUCACACUGGACUCACAGGUUGUCGGGGUUGGGAUCUUUCUCUCCGUUUUUAUUUUGGUUGCAAUUGUUGGGAACAUUUUGGUUAUCCUGUCUGUGGUAUGCAACAAACAUUUGCAGACUGUCACAAACUACUUUAUUGUUAACUUAGCCAUGGCAGACCUGCUGCUCGGCAUUAUUGUGCUGCCCUUCUCGGCAUCUUUAGAGGUUCUGGGAUGCUGGGUGUUUGGCCGGGUUUUCUGUAACAUCUGGGCAGCGGUGGAUGUGCUCUGUUGCACCGCAUCCAUCCUCAGCCUCUGCAUCAUCUCCAUCGACCGGUACAUAGGGGUGAAAUACUGCCUUAAAUACCCGAGUAUUAUGACAGAGAGGAGGGCAGUAGCUAUUUUAGUUCUAGUUUGGGUAUCAUCCACGGUCAUCUCUGUCGGACCGCUCCUGGGAUGGAAGGAACCUCCGCCUGUGGACGACAGCAUCUGCAGGAUCACGGAGGAGCCGGGCUACGCGCUCUUCUCCUCUCUCUUCUCUUUCUACCUCCCGCUCAUGGUCAUUCUCAUCAUGUAUUUUCGGGUCUAUGUGGUGGCCCGCAGGACUACUAAGAGCCUGGAAGCGGGCGUCAAAAGAGAGAGAAAUAAGUCGAUGGAAGUGGUCCUCCGGAUUCACUGUCGCAGCGUGCUGGAGGACGCGCGUCCGGCCAGCUCAAAAAGCAACAAAAACCACCCGUUUCGAAGUUCGCUCUCAGUGCGACUGAUGAAGUUUUCCAGGGAGAAAAAGGCAGCGAAAACCCUCGCCAUCGUCGUGGGAAUGUUUAUCCUCUGCUGGCUGCCGUUUUUCUUCUUUCUGCCGUUGGGUUCCUUCUUCCCAGCACUGAAGCCAUCUGACACUGUGUUCAAGGUGGUCUUUUGGUUGGGCUACUUCAACAGCUGCAUCAACCCCAUGAUCUACCCUUGCUCCAGCAAAGAGUUCCAGAGGGCUUUCACUCGGCUCCUCAGAUGCCAGUGUCACCAAAGACGGAGGGUCCUGCGUCGCUUCUAUGACCAGAGGUGGCGGACAGCUGUAAAAGGAAUGACAAGGGAUCAGAAGGCAGACUAUAAGACUGGCUAUGCUGUGCGUGAAUCCUGUGGCAGUUCUUUGUUAUACAAGGGGAAAGGGCGCUCCUUAGGUUUCAACAGAUGGAGUCUGUUUCCACCCCUGCAAAAGUCCUCUUUCCAGCUCAAAGAGAAAGUGAACAACCUGUCAAAUAAAAUCAAGGGAGGAACAGGAAAGGGUACCACACCUGCAGUUGGCCGGAUUGAUAUAGUGGACACAGUCUCUAUGGGGAUUUACAGCUCCUGUGAGCAGAACAGUUAUCAGUUCUAUGAUCUGGCAGACUGCUAUGGUCUGAAAGAGACUGACAUUUAGAGGGUCACCAGAGAUUCUUUUAUUUAUUUUCAAAGGACCAUAUUGGAUCAACAUGCAGGAAAGACUAAGAUAGGGCAUAAUUUUGUGCUCACAAAAUAACUGAGAAUCAAAGCUUGAUUAAAGCUGUGGACUGAGAAUGAUGGCUUGACCCCAGCCCAAACAGGACUAAAUCUUUAUCUCAAUCCCUCAUGACCAUUGUGUUUAUUUAGAUAAAAAUUCUUGUGAACUACUUAAAGCCUCAUUUUGGAAGAAGACGGAAAAGUUGCCAACUCCUUGGACUUUCAUUUCACCACUGUCACUUGGAGGCACCUUGCAUGGACAUUACACAGCCACACAGUUGACAGGUGUACGCAUUUUUGGUGAGACACUUAACGUAAUUCAAUGCCAUUAUUACGGUUACACUUACUUCCUUAAAAUUUCAUAUCAGACAAUUUCCAUGUCUUUAAGUAUCAGCCAGCUGACACUGUGUGAUGACUCCCACUGAAUGGUGACUGCUUUGUUUGGUGUCCAGCUGAUUUGACAUAAAGAAAGAAAAAAAGAAAAAAAAAACACUAUUGCUGACUGUAAUGGAUGGAUUGAUGGAUUGGAUGGAAAUGGACUGAAACAAAGGUUUUGAAGCUCUAACGAGCAAAGUUAGAGUCAUAAGUGCAAUUUUUAUUGUUGAAUGAAUUAUGAUACUUCACCUUUUUUCCGUUUUGACAAGGCACUGCUGCACAGUAUAGGUUAUUUAUUUUAAAAGUUGGAUUUAUAAGUUAACUUGGCAUUGAUAUGUACAUUUGUUUAAAUAAAAUCCCACCGAACUGUAAUUUGCAUUGCCAAGUGAGUGCUAAUGUGAAAUAAAUAGGCUUUUUUGUAUUUUCUGAUGUCAUGUUUAUGUCAAAUGAAAAAUAAAAUAAAAAGGAGUGCAAGGCA